Microdochium trichocladiopsis is the source of this 1656-nucleotide messenger RNA. Its product is annotated as putative mitochondrial serine--tRNA ligase. The record is from RefSeq and is a predicted model, not a curated record. The transcript has a single exon. Gene Ontology annotation, cellular component: mitochondrion. Gene Ontology annotation, molecular function: tRNA binding; serine-tRNA ligase activity; ATP binding. Bases 1 to 1656 code for a protein of 551 amino acids. Gene Ontology annotation, biological process: mitochondrial seryl-tRNA aminoacylation. NCBI's taxonomy places the organism in Eukaryota, Fungi, Ascomycota, Sordariomycetes, Xylariales, Microdochiaceae.
AUGGCACCCGCCAGGGCGGCAUUCGUAUGUGUUCAGUGCCGGCUCGCAACACCACGACAGCUGCGCCCGUGGCGGCCACCUGCAAUCUCGUCGAGCAUCCGGCAGCUUCACAGCAGUAGCUCGGCUCGCCGUGCCUCUGUGGCACCGGUCUCUGAAUCGUCCUCGCCAGCCCACGCACCGGCACGGUCCGCCAACGCGCCCAAGGCACACAUUGACAUCAAGCACAUCCGGCAGAACCCGGAGCUGUACGCCGCCAACUGCCUCGAGCGCAACUACAAGGCGCAGGCCGAGUACCCGGCGCGGAUCAACGGCCUGUUUGAGCAAUGGCAGGCGUGCCAGCGCGACGCCCGGUCGCUGCGAGAGCGCUCCAACGUCCUGCGUCGGCAGAUUGCCAACCCAAAGAGCAUCCAGCGCGACGGCGACUCCGGGGACAACCAGCAGCGCAUCGACGAGGCCCGCCGCGUGCAGGCCAUGAGCAAGGACGAGCUGCUGGGCGAGGCACGCGCGCUCAAGGACCAGCUGUCCGCCAUUGAGGCCAGGGAGGCCGGCUUCACGCGGGAGAUGGAGGACCUGGCGAUCCUGCUGCCAAACCUGACCAGCGAGCACUCUCCCCGGGGCGAGGAGCCGCGCCUGCUCACCACCAUCAACGAGCACCCGCACGACACGGCCGCCUCGGACGGCAUAUGGCGGUCCCACGUGCACAUUGGCUCCGAGCUGGGGCUGCUCGACUUUGCCGGCGCGGCGACCACGAGCGGCUGGGGGUGGUACUACCUGGUCGACGAGGGCGCGCAGCUGGAGCAGGCCCUCAUCGCGUACGCCCUGGCCGUCGUGACCAAGCACGGCUGGACGCAGGUCUCGCCCCCGAGCAUCGUCUACAGCCACAUCACCGCCGCCUGCGGGUUCCAGCCCCGCGACGCCAACGGCGAGCAGCAGAUCUACACGCUCGCGCAGUCCGCCGGCGACGCCGCCCGGGGCAAGCCGGAGCUCAGCCUCACCGCGACCGCCGAGAUCCCCCUGGCCGGCAUGAAGGCCGACACGACGCUCGACGCCGAGGCCAUGCCGCUCAAGCGCGUCGCCGUGUCGCGGUGCUACCGGGCCGAGGCCGGCGCGAGGGGGGCCGACACAAAGGGCCUCUACCGGGUCCACGAGUUCACCAAAGUCGAGAUGUUUGCCUGGACCCUGCCGGACGAGGACGAGGCCACCGACGUCUUUGACGAGAUGCUCGACAUCCAGACCGAGAUCCUGCAGUCGCUCGACCUGCACUGCCGCGUCCUCGAGAUGCCCACGGCCGACCUCGGAGCAAGCGCCAGCCGCAAGUGCGACAUUGAGGCCUUCUUCCCCUCCCGCGUCGCCCUCGCUGGCGCGGGCUUCGGUGAGGUCACCAGCGCCAGCAUCUGCACCGACUACCAGGCCCGCCGGCUCGCCACGCGCGUCCGCGGGGCCACUUCCGCUUCUUCUUCCGAGGGUGGCGGCGGCGGCGGGAAGCUGGGUUUCCCUUACACGGUCAACGGCACCGCGCUCGCCGUGCCCCGCGUGCUCGCCGCGAUCCUGGAGAACGGCUGGGACGAGCAGACAAAGACCGUCACUGUCCCCCACGUGCUGAGGCAGUGGAUGGACGGCAAGGAAAAGCUGGGACUCAAGAAGGCGAGGCCAUGA